Molecule: messenger RNA, 297 nt
Organism: Candidula unifasciata
Lineage: Eukaryota; Metazoa; Mollusca; Gastropoda; Stylommatophora; Geomitridae
Source: the annotation of a GenBank genome assembly
GCUAUGAUCUCCGUGCCACGGACACACCAAUAUGUGAUCGAGGCAUGCGGACUGGAUGGUACACAUUUGUGGACGUGAAUGGAAGAAAUACAUGUGGAACUGUGACCCCCAUCUGGUUGAAUGGAGAUCACCCUACUGAAAAUGGUAAGUGGAAGUACCUAGUUUGUUUUAAUCCAAUUACUUCAUUUUUGCGAUCAUGUUGUGAUGAAAAGAUGAAUAUAUUGGUCAAGAAAUGUAACGGAUUCUAUGUUUACCUCCUGAUUCCACCCACCACUUGUCCCAGCAGCUUCUGUGCAG